CUCAGACUGAAAAGGGACUCGCAAUCCUGUUGUCCCCCUUGCACCUUGUUUCCACGGAGCUUUAUAUAUUCUUCUGCGACAACAAUAUAGCCAUAUUUCUACCGAACCAAAAUGAAGCUAUACGCCACUACCCUGGGUGCGCUUGUUCUGUCCACCGCAGUUUCUGCGCAGUAUGCAUUUGAGUUGGCCGACAAGGACGAGAAUGCCAUCUACACCGACAUCAUGGUUGCGUGGAAGGACUGGGCGGCUGCUGGCAACGGCGUGCUCGCCAGUGCGAAGGACGACUACCCUGAUGCGUACACGCAGCUGAAGGAUAUCUAUGGUACCACCUCGCUCCCCGGCCUGUUCAACGAGGGGCUGGCGCGGAAUGCGGCCAAGCGUCUGGCGGGCGUCUCGGAGACGACGAUCUGGGACAAGAGCCAAGCCAGUGCCCAGGGUGAAUUCUCAUUCUCGACCACUGAGCUGUCAGCCAGCUCAGGUCCCCAGGCUACCGCCACGGGUACAGGUGGCGCGUCCAAGACGCCCGAGCCGACCAGCGGAGGGGGCCAUGGAUCGGCCACCAGCGGUGGUGGUGGCGGUAGUGGUGGUGCAACCUCAGGUGAUGCCACUACAGGUGGACAGGCGACGGAUUCAGGUGAUCAGACCGACCAGACGGGCGGAAGUGGUACCCAUGCUACCUCGGUCACUGGCGGCAAGACCACCGGGGCUACCUCUUCGCCGACCAGCAAGCCUGAUUCAGGUGCGGCAGGCAUGGCUGCUGGCCAGCUGAUCGCCGCCGUGAUUGCUGCCGCCGUGGUUGCGAUUGCGAUAUAAUCGGUUUGUUUGUAGGGCUGGAUGUGUGGAUGAUGUUAAUAAAUUUUAUGUUCUAAAACCAGCAUUU
This is a messenger RNA of Linderina pennispora, 880 nucleotides long. RefSeq lists its product as uncharacterized. The coding region runs from base 112 to 813 and encodes 233 amino acids. The transcript has a single exon. NCBI's taxonomy places the organism in Eukaryota, Fungi, Kickxellomycota, Kickxellomycetes, Kickxellales, Kickxellaceae. The record is from RefSeq and is a predicted model, not a curated record.